AUGGCUGCUCUAGUGCUUCCUGGACAGCCGCUCUCUACACAAACGACCGGCGCAACCCUCGCUGCAGGGCCUGGGACGUGGAUCCGAGGAGGACAGGUCUAUGCGGCGUUGGUGGGCGAAGUCAGCCGGGAAGGCGGGGUCCUGAGCGUCAAGGGGAAGGAGGAGACGCAGGCGAUUCCUGAACCAAAUGCUAUCGUCAUCGGAACUGUCUCCCGCAUCACCCGACAAGCAGCGACUCUCUCCCUCCUAACCGUCGACGGGCGACCUUGUCGACCAGACUUUACUGGCAUCAUCCGAAGCCAGGACGUUCGACAGACUGCCAAGGACUCUGUCAAGAUUUGGUCUUGCUUCCGGCCUGGGGACGUUGUGCGCGCCAAAGUCAUCUCGCUCGGCGACUCUCGAUCCUACUUUCUCUCCACCGCCGCGAACUCGCUUGGUGUACUGUUCGCCGUCUCGACUUCGACAGGCGAAGCACUGGAAGCGGUCAGCUGGGAGGAGAUGCGGGAUCCUUCAACUGGAGAAGUCGAGUCGCGCAAAGUCGCGGGUCCCGAGUAG
Molecule: messenger RNA, 555 nt
Organism: Rhodotorula toruloides NP11
Lineage: Eukaryota; Fungi; Basidiomycota; Microbotryomycetes; Sporidiobolales; Sporidiobolaceae
Product: exosome complex component CSL4
Exons: 6
Coding region: 1-555 (184 amino acids)
Biological process (GO): RNA processing
Cellular component (GO): nuclear exosome (RNase complex); cytoplasm
Molecular function (GO): RNA binding
Source: RefSeq, a predicted model, not a curated record